Molecule: messenger RNA, 933 nt
Organism: Penicillium brevicompactum
Lineage: Eukaryota; Fungi; Ascomycota; Eurotiomycetes; Eurotiales; Aspergillaceae
Exons: 2
Coding region: 1-933 (310 amino acids)
Source: RefSeq, a predicted model, not a curated record
AUGCGGGUUUCGUUGCCCGUGGAUCCGGACCACAAAACUGUGAGCGAAGUGUCCACAGUACACUGGAUAUCGCGCACUUCGAACAUACUGGUUCCUUGCAUCAUCACUUAUCAAUGUUCCCGUGAAAACAAUCCCCUCGGAUUCGAAUGGAUUCUCAUGACCAAAAUGCCUGGAAAGCCUGUGGGGGAGAUUUGGCAUUCUCUGUCAUUUUCUGCCAAAACGAUUUUGGGAAUUGGAAAUACCUACAAGGCGGCAUCCAUCCUUGGUGACUCUACAACGGGCGAAGUAACUUGGCCUGCUGAGGAUCAAGUGCAUUCCAAUGAAUCACCUCUCCCUGUGAAGGAGAACGUUCCUGGAGGGUUGUCAGAUACGGACUUGUCAGAUGUUGGCAGAAUUGUUUCCAUGCAUUUCUUUUGGGGAUCAAACGUCCUUCAGGAUGUUAAUCGAGGACCAUUUGGUUCGAGUAAAGACUGGAUUACAUCGCGUCUUUCACAGAAUGAGAAAUACUGUGUAUCAACGCUGGAAAAUCUCCCAUCUGGUGAACUUGGGAGACGUGAUGCAAACAAAGCAGACGAUGCCACGAGAACAUUGGAAAUCGUCCGAAAACUUCAAACUUUGCUGCCGUCUGUGUUCCCACCCGCUGGAAAUCACCCAGAGCCACCAAUUAUGGUUCAUGACGACCUCUCUAGUCAAAACAUCCUCGUCCAUGAUAGUGGAGAGCUCACUGCUAUUUUAGACUGGGAAUGUGUUUCGGCACUUCCUGUUUGGAUUGCCCGUGAUUACCCUGCAUUUCUGCAAGAAAAGGCACGGCGUAUAAGACCUGAACUUGGAAACUAUGAGCUUGGAGAAAAUGGAGAACCGUCCGAGCUCUACUGGGAGCACCUUUUAGCCAUGAGGUCACUCUACUUCGUGAUGUUUAUCUUGAAAGGAUGA